Molecule: messenger RNA, 1499 nt
Organism: Toxorhynchites rutilus septentrionalis
Lineage: Eukaryota; Metazoa; Arthropoda; Insecta; Diptera; Culicidae
Exons: 2
Coding region: 10-1467 (485 amino acids)
Source: RefSeq, a predicted model, not a curated record
GCAACUGAAAUGAAACGAUUUUUGGCGCUCGUGGUGAUUCUUAGUGUGUGCGGUGGUACGGUACGAGCUGACUUCGGCCUGAAUGUGACCAUUCCGGAUUUAUCGAAAGAGACUUCCGCCGCAAUUGGCCAGGGCAUCAUAUCGCUCAUCAAGGCCAAUGCAACCAUAAAAUCGGCCGCAGUGCAGGAAGAUCCCGUAACAUUGACGGCGCUGGUGAAAAUAGUUAACAACGUGACCAGUCCCCUGAACAGGCUGCUCGGAGCAACGCUUUCGGCUACGACGGAUAAAGUUUCCAACAGUUCAAAUCUUUUCGGGAAUUUAGCUACACUGGUGGUAGAAACCAGAAAAGCCAUCGACGAUGCGCUGGUCGCCUCAAAUGAGCUGCAGUGGAAUAUACACCCGACUCUGCACGAAGAAAUGCGCGAAAAUAUUUCUGUAAUCGCUUCUAGCCUUCCGAUGCUUCUAGAAGCAUUGACUGUUAUCAACGAUUCGGUGACUGUCAACCAGAAUUGUGAUGGUUCUGAAUAUCCCGAAAAUAUCUUAAAUUUUUUUACGCCAACUGUCGUCAAUGGUAUGAUAUAUCCUCUGCGAAACAUUGGAGGAAGUAUCACAAACAUUGCAUCGAUUGUUACCAUCAUAUCCAAAGAAAGAACGACGGCGUUAAGUCUCUUCACAUUGGUUAACAAUACGAUCAGCGCUGGAAUGAGGGCAAUUGUGCAGCCAAAUACGGUCUUCAACAGAACGGUGAAUGACGCAAAUACGGCGCUAUCAGCGAACGCGAAUGCGCUCAGCAAUGCAAUUACCCAAAUUUAUUCAACAAUCAUUAGUCGCCCGAAUAACUUCAACCGUGGAGACAUCAGUAGCCUAACCAUAUAUCUAUCCGAUGUGAAAUCAUCUAUCGAAUCCUUCGAUGGGAAUGUUUCGGAGGCCUUCAACAACCUGCGAGAAGAUGUAACGGUCGCGCUGAACGCCAACAUAGAUCAAACCACGAGUACGCUAUUGGAAAUAACCCGAACGAUGUCGAGCAAAGCGUACAAAAGCGAUAGUGAGUUUGCGGACCGUUGUGUCAGCAAAUAUGCCAACCAGCUUACCCAGAACCCAAUUCAGGUCAAUCGGCUGAGCGUCUGUUUGCAGGCAGAAUCGAUGAACUUCGUUCCGUCCGCGCAGCUCUUCCGUGUGCUGUCCGAACAGACCAGACUACUGGCCGGGUCCGGCUCGCCUGCGCUCCAGAUGCGCCACUGCACGCAAGGGCUGAAGGACUGUGUGGCGACGUACUUCGAAUACUACGGAAAUCUCUCGCGACAGGUUGACACCAAACUGAACAUCAAUCGAGAUCUGCUUAUUCAUGAGAUACAAACAAUUCGAAACCGGAUCGGAAUUUGUAUGGCGGCCAUUUCCGCUGAUAUUGCCGAAAGCGCCCGUUCAGUUGAUACGAAAUUCAACGCAUGCCUCACUAAUGGAUUAUAGUAUGGGAGUAUUUCGUUAACAGAGAAUUAUUU